AGACCUUGUUUUUUAGUCGGGAAUACAAGUACCACUCGUUUUUCGCUAUUCUAUGCUUUUCUAUGCCCGCUUCCCUCUUAUUUUAAACUUUCCCGGAAAAUCAAUGGGAAAGCGGGCAGAUGGCUUUCUCAUAAGUCUCUCUCAAGCCAGAGAGAUAUAGCCCCCUUUGCAUUUGUUCUGUUUUUGAUUGAUUAUCCAAAAAAAAAAAAAAAAGAAAAAAAGGAGGAAAGAGUAGAGUUGUUGUACGGGUGUGCUUGUUAACAUGCCAAAGGAUGAUGACGGAAAACGCUUAUGGGGAUUUGGAUCCUUAAUUAGGAGGAAGCAAGUCGAUUCGGUUCAUACAAGGCGUGAGAAUCAUCAUCAAUUAGCCAAGACACUCUCUGUUUUUGAUCUCAUUGCUAUUGGCGUUGGAUCAACCAUUGGAGCUGGAGUCUAUAUUCUUGUUGGAACAGUUGCUAGAGAAUACGCAGGACCUGCUCUUACCAUUUGUUUCCUAAUAGCUGGAAUAGCAGCUGCACUUUCAGCAUUUUGUUAUGCGGAGCUUGCAUGUCGUUGUCCAUCUGCUGGGAGUGCAUAUCAUUAUUCAUACAUAUGUAUUGGAGAAGGUGUCGCUUGGUUGAUUGGUUGGGCUCUGAUACUGGAAUAUACAGUUGGUGGGUCAGCCGUUGCUCGUGGCGUCUCUCCAAAUGUGGCCCUGUUCUUUGGAGGGGAGGAUAAGCUGCCUGUUUUCAUUGCCCGUCAGACAAUUAUGGGUAUUGUGGUUGACCCAUGUGCUGCAAUUAUGAUGUUUAUUGUAACUGGGAUUCUGUGCACCGGAAUCAAGGAGAGUUCACUUGCCCAAGGCAUUGUUACAACCAUGAAUGUUUGUGCCAUGAUUUUCGUCAUAAUAGCUGGUGGAUAUCUUGGUUUUAAGACUGGAUGGGUUGGAUAUGAACUUCCAAGCGGGGUCUGUCCUUUCGGAGUAAGUGGAAUGCUUGCUGGGUCUGCUACAGUGUUCUUUUCAUAUAUUGGUUUUGAUUCAAUUACCGGUGCAGCUGAAGAGGUGAAAAAUCCUCAGCGAGAUUUGCCACUUGGCAUAGGGAUUUCGUUGUUUAUGUGUUGCUGUUUGUAUAUGCUUGUAUCUGCUGUUAUUGUUGGCUUAGUACCAUAUUAUGAAUUGGAUCCAGACACCCCAAUCUCCUCAGCUUUUGCUAACUAUGGAAUGGAAUGGGCAAUGUAUAUAAUAACAACUGGAGCAGUUACUGCUCUUGGUGCAUCUUUGAUUGGUGGAGUUCUUCCUCAGCCACGAAUUCUGAUGGCAAUGGCUAGAGAUGGAUUGUUGCCGUCAUUCUUCUCAGAAAUUAAUGAACGCACGCAAGUUCCGGUGAAGAGCACAAUAGUGACUGGUAUCUUUGCUGCAACCUUGGCAUUCUUUAUGGAUGUUUCACAAUUGGCUGGGAUGGUUAGUGUGGGUACGUUGCUUGCAUUUACAGCUGUUGCAAUUUCACUCUUGGUACUCAGAUAUGUUCCACCAAAUAAGGUGCCACUUCCACCAUCACUUCAGGAAUCAAUUUAUUUAGUGUCUUUGCGAUACAGUGGCGGAAAUCAGGAUAUUGACGGGCAACACUCUGAACAUCCUGUUAAAUCCUGGGAUGGAAAUGGUCAACAUUCACUUGAUAACGGAGAGACCUUAGUUAAAUGUCCUCUUAUUCAGAAAGAAGUAGCUCAAGGUGAACUAAAUGAAGAAUGGAGGCACAAAAUUGCUGCUUGGAACAUAGCUCUUGUUUGUAUAGGUGUUCUUGCCCUUGCAUCUGCUGCUUCGGCUGAAGAACUCCCCAGUAUUCCUCGCUUCACAUUGUGCGGAGUGGGUGGCGUGCUACUGUUAUGUGGUUUGAUUGUGCUCACCUGUAUAGAUCAAGAUGACGCAAGGCACAACUUUGGACACACUGGAGGUUUCGUUUGCCCAUUUGUUCCGCUUUUACCUGUUGCCUGCAUUCUCAUAAACACGUACUUGCUAAUAAAUCUUGGAGCUGGCACAUGGAUCCGUGUUUCGGUAUGGCUGGUAGCAGGAGCAUUACUGUAUGCAUUUUAUGGCCGGAAGCACAGUGCACUGUUAAAUGCAAUUUAUGUGCCAACAAGCCAUGUGGAUGAGAUUUAUCGCAGUGCAUCACGUCAGAUUUAGUAUUUACACAAGGGGACUUCCCAACAAAUGUGAAUAUUCAAAGGACCAAAGAGAUGGGGGACUUUCCAACAAAUGUGAAUAUUCAAAGGACCAAAAGAGAAAAAAAAUGUCUUUAUGUAAGUGCAAAGAUAGGAAAGCCUGAUUACUGUGGAAAUUACUCAAAUGGCUCUUUAUUACUGUGAUUUUUCAGUGCGCUGACAAUAUACUUUCUUCAAAAUGAAUGGAGGCGGCAGUAGUAUGCUUUACUUUUUCAAUUUUAUUUAUUUAUUCCGUUUUCUCUUUUUAUUGAUGUCACUGUAUAGAAGCUAGGCUGGCUUGGCUUUAUUCAUUUCUAUUUUGAUAAUAGCAUUCCGUCCAGAAUUAUUUUAUAAGGAUUACAAUGAUGUAAUAACAUAGUUUUAUUUUA
Molecule: messenger RNA, 2567 nt
Organism: Cornus florida
Lineage: Eukaryota; Viridiplantae; Streptophyta; Magnoliopsida; Cornales; Cornaceae
Product: cationic amino acid transporter 4, vacuolar
Exons: 15
Coding region: 263-2161 (632 amino acids)
Biological process (GO): amino acid transport; transmembrane transport
Cellular component (GO): membrane
Molecular function (GO): amino acid transmembrane transporter activity
Source: RefSeq, a predicted model, not a curated record